CAAGCGAAAAGGAAACGGACAAAAGUCAAAAUGGCGGACUUCUCGCAGGUGUUAGUCGCACACUCUGUUCUACUUUUCACAUCCUUACAGAUUGUUUUUGGAGGCGAAUAUUGCCCAAGAAAUGGCGAUAGAGAGACAUAUUGUUCCGGGUUUUGCUGUGGAGAGAGGGAGACACAGUGUUGUUCUUCGUUCAUCUCUAGUUACUGGUAUUUCUGGUUCUGUUUGAUCGGUUUCUUCCUGAUGAUGUUGAUCGGUGUGAUGUACGCGUGCUGCCGGCAGAGUAAGUCCCGACAGACCGUUAGCACCACCAACACGAGCGGGGGCAGUCCGCCCUACUCCCCGAGAACAUAUCCGGACGGAGUCGGUUAUUCCUCCCACACGGGUGCAGUAACGCUCCCCCCACCGUACCCGUUCGGCCCGGCACCCCCAGUGAAACCCCCACCCUACUCGGCCUCGGACCCCCCGCCCCCCUACAGCUCAGUCGGCGAUAUACACUCCGUCAGCAACUCUGGUGUAGUCAACAACAGUUUUGUGCACCAGCAGUGAUGACGUGUACACUUAUAGUGACUGUGUGCACCAACAAUCAUGACGUAGUCAACAAUUCUUUGCACUAAAAGUCCAAAAGUGAUGACGUUUCUUAUAUAAUGUACAGCAACAAUGAUGACAACACCAACUGUUAAUACACGACGUAGUCAAGAUGUAGUGCACAUUUACAAUGAUGACGUAUGCAACAUCAGUCAUGUGCACCAUUAAGUGAUGACGUAGCCAACGACAAUAUGUGCACUAAAAGCGUUUAUGUAGGUGCUGUAGAUAUGAUCACCAGCACCAGUGAUGACGUCACGUGUACUGGGAGAAAUUUCCCAAGUGAAUUAUGACGCAGUGAAAAAUGUGUACAUUGUGAUUUAUGUAUAUACACUUACCCGAAAUUCUUUAUAUUACAUAAAACACGACAUCGUUCUUGUUUAUGGGAACAAAAAAAAGACUUAUGUAAUGCUUACUAGUAUUACCUGAGUGACUUCUCAAUUAUGUAGCUUUUGGUAAAAAUUGUGCCUAAAAAUCUAUUUCUAAACGGAAUUGUCAUGCUAAGAGGUCUUUGCCUUCAAUUUGAAAUAAUUUUACACACAAUGCUCAUAGCGUAAACAAAUUUAGGCAACAGGAAGAAUUGAAAAUUUUGGCUGGCAUUUUCGGUAUUUCAUAGCAAAAAGACACCUUGUUAAUUCAAUAUGUUUCAACAUAACGGACUUUCCAACCGCAAUUUACCAAUUUUCUUUAUCUAUAAAUUCGAUGAACUGUUUUCAAUACCAUAUUGUACAUAUUUGGAGAGGCUAUUACAAUAGCUUUACUCCCGUGUGUUUAUAUUUUCUACAUUACACAGAUUUUAUAUUUGUUAAUACGUGCUUGUAAGUAUGCGUCACCUAUAAGUGAUAGAGCUGAAUUCACAUGUUUGGGCUUCAAAAUAAAGUUUGAGCUUGUAUCUUUAUAAGAUA
Molecule: messenger RNA, 1487 nt
Organism: Branchiostoma floridae (Florida lancelet)
Lineage: Eukaryota; Metazoa; Chordata; Leptocardii; Amphioxiformes; Branchiostomatidae
Product: vesicular, overexpressed in cancer, prosurvival protein 1-like
Exons: 5
Coding region: 31-546 (171 amino acids)
Source: RefSeq, a predicted model, not a curated record